AUGCCCUCUCCAAGGCCUCAAGGAAUCCGGAAUAACUUAUUCUUCGGUGGCAAGGUUACCGCGUCUGGAAAAAAGGACAAACCACAACCGGGACGUAAUUUAUCUCAUUCACCGGUCUCACGUCUUCCAGAUGACGCGGAAAAAGGAAGGUGCGGUGACACUCAUCAUAACUCAGCAAUGCGAUGUGUAGGGAAUUAUCUUUAUGCCCUUGUUUUCGGUCAAGAUGAAUCUGACAACCUGGACAAUUUUAUCGAGAACGAUGACACUCUCAGAAGGUCUGGCGCGCAGCUGGUACGCCCCUGGUGGGUUGUGUUGCUUUUAGAGAUUGUGGCAUUCUUUCGGAGACGACGGGUGUACCUGGGGUUGUUUGUGGUAGUACUGGCGGUGGUACUCUCGUCGCAGGCACAGGAAGUGUUCGAGUCCGUCACGAGUCCAUUUAUCGUGGCCGAGCCGAACCGGCCCGGGUUAACGUUUUUAGAUAGGUUCAACGGCGGCCGGGCCGAGUUGCCGCGGAAGCAUCCAGUGAUUAUCAUUCCCGGAUUCGUCACGAGUGCGAUGGAUCUGUGGGAGGCGAAGCAGACCUGUUUGGAUAGGCAGCCCUCGUUCUCGCAUUCCAUCUUUCGUCAGCGAAUGUUCGGCCCCUCUAUGCUCUUCCUCAUUCUGACGGAUCCCGCGUGCUGGUUGGAUCUCUUCUCCAUGGACAAGACUACUGGUCUUGACAAAAAAGGGAUCAAGGUGCGACCAGAUUCCGGUCUCGCCUCCGUCGACUAUUUUGUACCUGGCUACUGGGUAUGGGCGAAGGUGAUCAUUAACCUGGCGGACAUUGGCUAUGAUCCGCAGGACAUUAUGGUCAUGACAUACGACUGGCGUCUUUCACCCCAAAAGGCGCAUGAUCGGGAUGGCAUUUUCCAUAAUAUCCGCAGCUCCAUUAUGCUUCAAUAUCAAAAAUUUCAACAGCGUUUGGUUGUGAUUUCACACAGUUAUGGCGCCCUGGUGGCGCUAGACUUCUUCAAAUGGGCAGAGAUGCAGGAAAAGGGCUUCAUGAAUAAAUACGUGGCCUACUACAUUAACGUUGGUGGGACGGUGCUGGGCCUGCCCAAGGCCGCCUCCGCGCUCCUGCAAGGCGACGUCAAAGACACGCUCACGAUGCCACGGUCCGCCCGCCGCGUCCUCGACACGUUCGUAACACAGGGUGCGCGAUAUAACUGCACACGAACAUGGAGCUGUCUGAUUAACAUGCUGCCGCAUGGCUGCGAGGAAGAAAACCCACAUCUGUGGACCUUUUCGAAUGGAACGGCUCUUGGGAUGCGUGAACUGGCUGAAAUAGUGAUUCAAGAGUGCGAGCGCUCCGGGCACACGGAUUGCGCUCGGCAAAUGCGACGGUAUUAUGAAAUUCUCGAUGAGCUGCCUGUGCUCCCACCGGCCCCAAACACAACCGUGGUGUGUCUAUACGGUGUCAACAAGACGACAGAGGUGGGCUACCGUAUCGAGGACACACGCGGCAGCAAUGGGAUUUGGAACACCAAUAUGGACUACAACGACGCGAACACCAGCCAAGGGGUUCAUCUUGGCAACGGCGAUGGAACGGUACCGCUCCUGUCGCUUGGGUACAUGUGCAGGGCACCAAAUGGGUGGCAGCAGAACGUGGGCCGCGUCGUGACUGUCGAAUACCCACAUGACGAGCAGAACAGAGUCUUAAGCCUGCGCGGUGGGAGUGUCAGCGGCGAUCACGUAGACAUUCUCGGCAACUAUGGAUUCAUCGAAACCAUAUUGAAGGUCGUAAGUGGGUUGGAUGCUGUCUCCCAGGGAGGGGAAGGCGAUACGCCUAGCAACGUUGAUCCUGCUACAAAUCACACUGAGACAACCCGACUGAAAGACACAAUUUUCUCAAACAUCGAUACAAUCAUCCAGCAAAAUCGAAGAUGUCUAGCCAAGCCAAACCGCCCUAUUGUAUCAAAUUCAUCUGGUUCUCAAACUAGCGUUUCUCUUUAG
This is a messenger RNA of Phytomonas sp. EM1, 1992 nucleotides long. NCBI's taxonomy places the organism in Eukaryota, Euglenozoa, Kinetoplastea, Trypanosomatida, Trypanosomatidae. The record is from the annotation of a GenBank genome assembly.